This is a messenger RNA of Folsomia candida, 1293 nucleotides long. RefSeq names its product protein RNA-directed DNA methylation 3. The coding region runs from base 121 to 1143 and encodes 340 amino acids. The record is from RefSeq and is a predicted model, not a curated record. The transcript has 3 exons. NCBI's taxonomy places the organism in Eukaryota, Metazoa, Arthropoda, Collembola, Entomobryomorpha, Isotomidae.
AGUUACCACUUUAGGAAUGUGUCACUUGUGGUAUAAAAGCAAAAUUUUUCUAAAAUUAUCCAUCAGUCACAAGCCAGCCCAGGUUUGCAUACAAGUUCAUCUAGUCACUGGUAUAUAAUCAUGUACCGCAUUUUGGUUGUCGCGGGGUGUGUCGCAGUAGCCCUGUCGGCAGAAAUUAAACAAAAAACGAAGCUACAUCAACAGAAAAAUUCGUUGGAUGCUUUGAAGUCCUUUGGCAUUGGAGCCUCUUCCGGGGCGGUGGGUUCCUCUGGUGAAGUGAAAGAGGUCGCCAAGGAAGGAAUCGUCGCCAAACGUGGCGCAGCCUCGCACGGAAGUAGCUAUGCCUUCAACAGCGCUGGAGGUGGGGACGAUAAGGGAGGAAGCGGAGAUGCUGGAGGAGGAGGUUGGGGAUGGGAAAAACCGAAGGAGGUCAAGAAGGGGUGGGGUCAUGAGGAGGGAGGUGGAGGUCAUGACAAAGGUUGGGGAUGGGAAGGGCCCAAGGAAGAAAAGAAGGGGUGGGGCUGGGAAAAACCAAAGGAAGUUAAGAAGGGGUGGGGAUGGGAGGAGCCCAAGGAGGAGGUGAAAGGUUGGGGAUGGGAAAAGCCCAAGGAAGUGAAAAAGGGAUGGGGCCAUGAAGAGGGAGGUGCAGGACAUGACAAAGGCUGGGGAUGGGAAGGGCCAAAAGAGGAGAAGAAGGGGUGGGGUUGGGAAAAACCAAAAGAGGUCAAAAAGGGGUGGGGAUGGGAGGGGCCAAAGGAAGAAGUCAAAGGUUGGGGAUGGGAGGGGCCUAAAGAAGAAGUGAAAGGUUGGGGGUGGGAGGGGCCAAAGGAGGAGGUCAAAGGUUGGGGAUGGGAAGGGCCUAAGGAGGAGAAGAAGGGCUGGGGAUGGGAGGGGCCAAAGGAAGAGGUCAAAGGUUGGGGUUGGGAGGGACCCAAGGAAGAAGUAAAGGGUUGGGGGUGGGAGGGGCCCAAGGAAGUAAAACAUGGUGGUGGUGACGAUAGCAAAGGCUGGGGUUGGGAUGGAGGCAAAGAACAUGACCAAGGUCAUGCCCCAUGGAGCGGUUCAUCCUAUGGAUUUGUAGGCGGUGGUGGAGGGUGGGGUGUCCACGAAGGCGAAUCAGAGGGGAUCAAAGGAUUCCUAUAAACGUAGUCAAAUUAGACACACAUUAAGUAUUCCCAUUUACAAGUCUGCAACAUGAUUCUCAAUUUCUGUUUCAUAUAUCUUCUCUCUCAAAGAGACAUUGUACGGGUGUGAAUAUGAACAUGAAUAAAUACAUAAAAAAUAUUCCAAUAA